ACUGACGGAAGAUGACUGUGCAGUUGCAUAGGUGACUUAUGCCCGGCUUACGACGGGCUUUUGGAAAUAAUUUUCUGCCCAUGCUGUCCUAAUAUUUUCUUUCACGAUGGCUGACUCAAAUAAGCCAUCAGCAGUUCCCAUUUACAUUUCAAUUAUCUUGUUUGUUUGCUUUGUUUACGGGAUAUAUGAUUAUCUCACCGGUUUUGAAGAAAACGGUUGUGCGUUGACAUACAUGUAUGAAUACCCACAAUUCGUGAGAAUUCAGCUGCCUCAGAACAUCUCCCAGAAGUAUCCUCGCUACAAGCUGUAUGCUUAUGGCGAGGGAGUCUACACUGAGCAGCUACGAGAUGGCAAAUUCAAUGGUGUGCCAGUUCUCUUCAUUCCUGGCAAUGGAGGAUCUUACAAGCAGGCGCGCUCGCUGGCGUCGGUGGCGUACCGUCAGGCGGUCGACUCUCGUCUGCGCACCCCGCUCAACGUGUUCACCGUGGACCUGGCGGAGGACCUGGGCGCCGUCCACGGCCGGCUGCUGGCCGAACAGACCCGCUUUGUGGCCGCCUGCGUGCGGGCCGUGCUGCGGCUGUACGGCAGGGCCGCCGGGCCGCCGCCCGCCUCCGUGGCCCUGGUCGGACACUCCAUGGGCGGUGUGGUGGCUCGCGGCCUGUUCGCGCUGCCCGGGUUUGACCCCGCCUCUGUCAAUGUGCUCCUCCUGCUGGCGGCGCCCAUCGCCGAGCCGCCGCUCAGAGUCGACCUGGCGAUGGUGCGCUACUACGGCUGGGUGGAGUCGUUCUGGGCAGCGCGGCGCAACACCACCCUCUCGGCCGUGACCGUGGUCUCGCUGUCCGGGGGAGACAGGGACGUCCAGAUUCGACCACACCAGACGCAGCACCCCAGCUCCGACAUCACAGCCGUGACGGUCUCCGUUCCGGGCGUGUGGGCGUCGGCCGACCACCAGUGCAUCGUCUGGUGCCGCCAGCUGGUGCUGGUGCUGGCGCGCGCCCUGUUCGACCUGGUGAGCGCCGACACCCGCCAGAUCACCACCGACCCGGCCGCCGCGCGCGCAGUCCUCCGGCACCACUUUGUGCAGCGUACCCACGGAAAGCACUACCGGAACGCCUUCCACCCGGCCACUGUCCCGCUGGACCCGGCCGGCGAGUGGAAACAGUUCGCCCUACGACAGUGGAGCUACACGGCAGCGCGCGGCGAGUCUGGCCGUCCCACAUACCUGAUGAUCGGCCUGAUGAACAACCCGCUAUACCAGCGCGCCACAAUCAGCACGGUGAACCUGCCCAGCCGCGACUGGCUGGUGGCCUGUGUGGCCAGCAAGGUGGAUAAGGGAGUCAGGAUGUGUGAGGAGGGUGACAACCUGAGCCGGCUGGCGGAGCAGGUGCCGUCCCUCCAGGGCCGCCGUCGCUCCGUCUCUCUGGACCUGGAGCGGCUCCACCAGCGGGGCUACACACACGUGGUGGUGAUCGUGCGGCCCGCCGCAGAACAGGUGACGGUGGACUGUGACGUCAGUCGCCACAGCGACCGUCAGCUGACGGCCGACGUUCCCGCGUUCAGCUCGUUUCGCGCCUUCUUCAGUCAGCAGCAGCUGCUGGCCGAGACCCAGGCGGGCGCACUCAGCUACAACGUCUCGCUGAAGUCCCUGACGGAGCCGUGGCAGGCGGUGCGUCUGUACCUCCGUCCCACGGCCGCCUGCGGUCUCAGCAGCCAGUCGGGUCUCUCGUUCCACGUGCCGUGGGGCCAGCAGACCCAGCACGUACUGACCAGCGGUACUACAGUAGCCAGUGUGGCGGCCAAGCUGCAGUUUCCCCGGCCGGUGAACCUGAGCGCGGACGUCCUGCCGUACGUGACGGCCCACCUGGAUCCCACCUGUCGCUACUCAAUCAGCCUGCAGAGCUCGUUCCCGGAGCUGUGGGGCCAGAUGGCGCGCUAUUUCGGCGCGCUGCUCGUGCCGGCCGUGCUGUCGGUGACGCUGGUCACGCUGGCCGAGCAGCUGCGCGCCGCAGACGCCGGACAGACGCUCACCACGCACGGCGCGCUACUCCGGCUGACGCCGCUCAAACUGGUGAUGCCGUCUCAGCUGCUGACCUCGCUACUCGGCUGGUCGUUCCUGUCGUCUCGCCUGCCGCCGGCCGACCUGCCGCAGCUGGCCGCCCGCGGUCUCAGCUGCUCCGUUCUGCCCUUCCUGCUGUACUUUGUGUCGUGGGCGGUGGUGUGGCUGCUGUCACUGGUCGGAUGGGCGGCCGUGGCCUUCGUCGGUGGACUGGUGCACCGCGUCACCGGCAGACUGGUGUCCCGCGCGGUGGGCGGCUCCGAGGCGGUGGCCGAGGUGGCCGUUGCCGGCGCCGCCCGGUUCCCGGUCAUCCUCUCGGUGGCUCUCUCCGCGCUGGCGCUCUCCUCCUGCGGAGAGAUCGCCCUCGGACUCGGACUGAUCGUCACCUGCGUCAAGGUGUUCCAGAGUUACGAGGAGGUUCUAUCGGGCGGCGGCCGGCCGGCGGCGCUCAAGGCGUACACGUCGGUGACGCUGGCUCUGGUCUGGCUCUGGGUCACCCUGUUCCACCUGCCCUGCCUGCUCGUCUGGUCCAGGACGCGCAGUGAGAGCACCCAGCUGCCGGAGGAUCCCAGUCUGGUGGCGGCGCUGGUGCUCUGUAACAGCGGGGCAGUCCUCUGGCGAGACGCAGCGCCCCGUCUCGACCUGGCCGGUUACCGCGCUGUGGCCGCUGUGGUGCACACGGCCGCCGUGGCCGUCUACCUGUUCGGUCUGCUGAACGUAUACCGGGCCGGCUGGCUGGCGGCCGCCGCCGUCCUGGCCGUGGCCGUCCACCAGCUGACGGCGCCCGUCAGAGAGAUACCGGCCGAGCCGGACACCGGGGCAGAGCAGGAGGCGCCGGAGGGAGAGCAGGAGGCGCCGGAGGGAGAGCAGACUCAGGAGCAGGAGGCAGAGCUGCAGCAGCAGGACGACGCGGCCGGCGGUGACGGCGACUCCGGCCCGGAGGACGCCGCUGACGAGCAGCCGUGUCCGGCCGACUCUGCCGACUCUGCUGACUCGGCUCCGGCCGGCGGACCGGGCGGGGACGGGGUGCGGCGCCGCUGACUGGCGCGACUCCAACCUGCCGCCGACCCAGGCGGGGAGCGGUGAGCUGCCCCUGACCGGGCGGGGAGCUGUCCCUCACCCAGGCGGUGAGCUGUCCUUCACCCAGGCGGCGCAGCUACCCAGUCCCUUACUGCGGUCCGGCCGAGUAUAGCCCCGCCCUGUCCCAUAUCACAGCCAUGUGGAGCGCUGCCCGGGUCUGCGCUGUUUGUUUGUACCCACUGAUGCGCCGUGUGUGUGUGUGUGUGUGCGUGUGUUACUUAGUAGUGAUUGCCGUGUGAUCUGUGCACGCCCGCCGGUCCAGUCAGCCGUCUGUGAUCAGAUCCAACCAGAGCUAAUGGGUGCGAGGUGGGGCCGGCGGCAGCUGAUCCGUCGUUAGAUGUGCCGUGUCGUUAGUACACCCACCCCGUGUUGAGGCACAUAUCUAUCAUUGCUGAGCCCUCGGGCGGCACCCAGGAGCGGACUGGCGGACACUCUGCUGUGGGGCCGAGAUGCCCCGCCGUCCUGGUGAGCGCGAGUCGUGAGCGACGGGCGGUAGCCCGUAUAGUCGACUACAGAAUGAUGUUCCACUCCUCAGAAGCUAUCAGUUGACCGGAGCGCUAAGUUGUGCCGUUUAUCACGCAAUUCAGCGUGUCAAUUGUGAGCGUUGGGACAAAGCUAUAAUUUAUGAACUCAGCCCGUGUGAUGCGGCACAGCCUACCACUCCAGGCAAAUAAUUGCCUGCGAAAAGUGGAACAUCAUUCUGUAGUCGACUAUACAUUACAAUUUCCCCAAAGACACAACGUCGGUAACAAAUGUUGGUAACAAACGCCUGAUGGCAACAAUCAUAGUAUUACAAUCUCGCCCCCGCGGUAUCACACAAUAUGACAGACUGUAUCACCUGUUUGUUAUAUGUUGGCCGAUGAUGGGGUUUCAGUCCUAGUGAUCCCUUUGUGUUCGAUCAAUACACAUAUCAGACCCGAACCCCAGCAA
Amphibalanus amphitrite is the source of this 4066-nucleotide messenger RNA. RefSeq names its product GPI inositol-deacylase-like. Gene Ontology annotation, biological process: endoplasmic reticulum to Golgi vesicle-mediated transport; GPI anchor metabolic process. NCBI's taxonomy places the organism in Eukaryota, Metazoa, Arthropoda, Thecostraca, Balanomorpha, Balanidae. The record is from RefSeq and is a predicted model, not a curated record. Gene Ontology annotation, cellular component: endoplasmic reticulum. The transcript is spliced from 19 exons. The coding region runs from base 107 to 3097 and encodes 996 amino acids. Gene Ontology annotation, molecular function: phosphatidylinositol deacylase activity.